AAAGACUUGCGUGGAAUUAUUCUGGGAAUGUUUUUCGCGACAAUGUCAUCUUUGCGCUUAUCAUAUAUAGACACACACCGCUCAAAUCUUUGUCUUUGUUAAUUGUCUCUUCUUCAACCAUGAGUGACAGCCAACAUAAAAGAACACAUAGCUCGUCUUCCGAAUUCGAUCCCUUCGAGGACCCAGAAGACUACUACAGCAACAAGAAUGUCUCCAUGAAUAGAGCCCGAACCUUCUCGGUGUUCGAAUCCAGCUCUACCAAGUUUUCACCUUACAGCGAUGACCCGAUUUCCGAACGGUCCCAUGAAAACACCCCAACUCCCAGCGACUCGCUUUCAUCGACCCCGGCCCCCGAAGUCUCCGACAAAAACGUCCCUGUCCCCAUGUUGCAAAGUGACUCGUCUGGGUCAUCAAGGUCCGAAGAGUCAUCUAAUUUUGCCAAAAGACCCUCCAUUGUCCCCGUUUACGACGAAAGCUUCUCCUCGACCUCGGAGUUGACCAAGACGGAGGAGGAAGUCAAAGAGGUCAAUGAACGUAUCAAGCAAUUGCACUUGAGAAGAAGUUCGUGGGAUGAUAAUAUGUACAGAAGACCCAAGAAGUUUUAUAUCCCUGAUGUUGACACCACCUUGACCCAACUUUUGAACAACGAAGACACCGAUCAUAACUGCCAAAUCACCAUCGAAGACACCGGGCCCAAGGUGUUGAAGCUCGGAACUGCCAAUUCCAAUGGGUACAAGCAGUUUGAUAUCAGAGGCACAUACAUGUUAUCCAACUUGCUUCAAGAGUUGACCAUUGCCAAGCGGCUUGGCAAGAAACACUUGGUGUUGGAUGAGCAGCGGUUGAGUGAAAACCCUGUGUUUCGGAUGAAGAGGUUGAUCUCCACCCAGUUCUGGAAGAACCUCACCCGGCAAAUGACCAAGAAUACCAUCAUGGAGAUGGCUAAAGACACCAAGAUCCCCGAGGAAUACAUCAACGAGAAGGGCGAGAAGGUGGCUGCCCGAGAAACCCACAGAAUAUAUGUGCCCCACAACCGAGCCGACCAGUUUGAAUACUUUAUGUCCAUCAAAAAAACCAAUACCGAUGCCAACCUCGACGUGCAAUAUCUUCCUGAAGUGAUAGAUGCCAAGUUCAUCCGGUCGAUCAAUAAGAAACCAGGUCUUUUGGCAUUGCAAUCACGUCCCGACCCCAACGACCCCAAUAAUCUCAUCAAUGAGCCAUAUGUGGUUCCAGGAGGAAGGUUUAAUGAGCUCUACGGAUGGGAUUCGUAUAUGGAAAGCUUGGGGUUGCUUGUGGAUGUCACCCCCACAAACACCACCAACUUGGAUCUUGCAAAGGGAAUGACCGAGAACUUCAUCUACGAAAUCAACCACUACGGUAAGGUCUUGAAUGCCAACCGAUCUUAUUAUUUGGGAAGAUCCCAGCCCCCGUUCUUGACAGAUAUGGCCCUCCGGGUGUUUAACAAGCUCAUGGAGGUCAGACCCGAAGCCACGGAAGAAUCGCUCAAGUUUUUGGAAAGAGCCGUCAAAGCGGCCAUAAUCGAGUAUAAAACCAUUUGGACCGCCAAACCCCGGUACGAUGACGCCACCGGGCUUUCGUGCUAUCAUCCUGAAGGCUUGGGAGUUCCACCCGAGACAGAGUCGCUGCACUUUGUUGAGGUGUUAAAACCUUAUACAGAAAAGUACAACGUAUCUCACGAAGAGUUCAUUGAGUUGUACAACUCGGAGAAGAUCAAGGAGCCUGCAUUGGACGAAUACUUCUUGCACGAUAGGGCCGUUCGUGAGAGUGGCCACGACACUUCCUACCGUCUUGAAGGGAAGUGUGCGUAUCUUGCAACCGUUGACUUGAACUCACUUUUAUACAAGUACGAGGUGGAUAUUGCCUUUAUGGUGGAGACCUACUUCCACAAUAGCUUACAAGUCAAUGGGGUGGUAGAGACAAAACUGCUGUGGUUGGAGCGUGCCACCAUUCGGAAACAGAACAUCACCAAGUACCUUUGGAACGAAAAAGACGGGAUCUUCUACGACUAUCACAUCAAGAACCACACACAGACCGGCUACGAGUCGGCCACCACCUUUUGGCCCUUGUGGUCCAAAGCGGCGUCUCCCGAGCAGGCAUCUCGGUUGGUGAAACAGUCACUUCAUAAGUUCGAAGAGUUUGGUGGGUUGGUUGCUGGUACCGAGGCAUCUCGAGGUGCGGUGAACUUGAGCAGACCAUCACGGCAAUGGGACUACCCAUACGGGUGGGCCCCACAGCAGAUAUUGGCAUGGAUUGGGUUGGCCAAUUAUGGAUUUGAUGGUGAUGCUCGUAGGCUCAUUUACAGAUGGCUUUAUUUGAUGACAAAGGCUUUUGCCGACUAUAACGGGGUGGUGGUGGAGAAGUACAACGUGGUCAAAGGGGCCACUCCACACAAAGUGGAUGCUGAGUAUGGCAACCAAGGUGCCGACUUUAAAGGUGUUGCUACUGAAGGGUUUGGCUGGGUCAACGCCAGUUAUAUGUUUGGUUUGACGUUUUUGAACGUCCAUGCAAUCCGGAAUAUAGGUGCACUUAUGCCUCCCGAUGUGUUCUUAGCGAAUAUGCACCCUGAUCAACGUCAGCUAUAUGAGUAGAACCUAUCUAGAGAAAUUACACAUACAUCACGUGA
Yamadazyma tenuis ATCC 10573 is the source of this 2641-nucleotide messenger RNA. It is a transcript of the gene NTH1, whose product is annotated as alpha,alpha-trehalase NTH1. Gene Ontology annotation, molecular function: calcium ion binding; alpha,alpha-trehalase activity. The record is from RefSeq and is a predicted model, not a curated record. NCBI's taxonomy places the organism in Eukaryota, Fungi, Ascomycota, Pichiomycetes, Serinales, Debaryomycetaceae. Gene Ontology annotation, biological process: trehalose catabolic process. Gene Ontology annotation, cellular component: cytoplasm.